This is a messenger RNA of Xenopus laevis (African clawed frog), 1589 nucleotides long. It is a transcript of the gene rwdd2b.L, whose product is annotated as RWD domain containing 2B L homeolog. The coding region runs from base 176 to 1087 and encodes 303 amino acids. NCBI's taxonomy places the organism in Eukaryota, Metazoa, Chordata, Amphibia, Anura, Pipidae. The transcript has 5 exons. The record is from RefSeq and is a predicted model, not a curated record.
AGCACUAAAGAUGGCGACUGCAGUGUGUUACAUUUGAGCAACUGCUGUCAGAUCAGAUUAAUAAACGUUUGCACUUCCUCGAGUGCUGUCACUUGUGUGUGUGUGUGAGGGUGUAGCUGCCUCUGAAUGAACGUGAGAAGCAGGGCAGGUGCUUCUGAGCAGACUAAAGUAUUGCAUGAGCAGCUUUCUGAGCACAAUGAGCUUGGAGGAUAUUGAGGCCCAGCUUUCAGAACUGGAUCUGCUCUCUAGUAUGUUCCCCACGGAGGAUGAGUUUGUAGUGACCGAUCAGGUGGCGCUGGCGGAGCUGAGGGAUUACGCAGAAAAAAGAGCCGCAAGUGCACCGUCUUCCAAGAUACAGUUCACAGUGAAUGUGAAACUGGAGGAGAGUAAUACAGGCCAAGGUACAGGCAAGGAGAUCGCCUUGCACUGUUCCUACCCGUUACAGUACCCAACGGUCCCACCAGAAAUCCUUGUCAGAUCUAUUUCACUAGUCCGGUCACAGCAGGCUCAGCUGAACUUGGACCUCAGCAACUAUUUAAAGAGUAACUGCAGCGGAGAUGUGUGCAUACUGAGUGCCACCGAGUGGGUCAGAGACAAUGCUGCUACUUACCUGAGGGACGCCGCACCUUCAGCAGAGACACAGGCAGAAACGGGGUCCCCUGAAAAUGCUGAGUUCACCAGACUGUGGAUUUACAGCCAUCACAUUUAUAACAAAGUAAAGAGAAAACACAUUUUGGAGUGGUCAAAAGAGAUGGACCUUUCUGGAUUUUCUAUGCCUGGAAAACCUGGCAUUGUCUGUGUAGAAGGACAGAGGGAUCUCUGUGAAGAGUUCUGGAACAGGUUGAGAAAACUGACGUGGAAGCGAAUAUUAAUACGACACAGAGAAGACAUCCCGUUGUCCUGCUCCAUAUCCGACAUCAGCAAAGAAAUCCACAAACUGAAGAAAUUUCCUCCCCUGGAAGAGAAGGCGUUUGAUGUGCACGGAGCUCGGGGGAAUCACAUGGACUUGGGGCAACUCUAUCAGUUCCUUAAUGAGAAUGGGUGUGCCAACAUCUUCCCUAUGUACUUUGGGAUUGAAGGCCGAUAAUAUAUAGUUUUGAAGAUGUUCAACGUUGUGCCUUCCUCUAUGAACAUUUUAUGGUUACUAAAUCUAAUAAGCCAGAUGCCUUAUAAAAGUUAUGGGGAUUAAAAUUCACAGUUAUUCAUGCAAAGGUUUCAGGAAAGUCCUGGUUGCUUUGUGGGUAUUCCAUGAAGGACUCAACACUAAACCACUGAAAAGUUUGCUUAACUUUAAUCGGUGUCUGAAAUGAAAAAUUUAUGGUUUAUUGUUCUAUAUUGUUUAUUUUUAAAGAUUUUCGCACACAAUAUGGAUUUUAGAAACAUUACCAUCUCCCAUGAAGUGAAAUGUCACCUGAUCAUGUGAAAUGUCUUGGGUUCAGUCAGUAUGGAAACUUACGUAUGUGUAUUUGAGUGGCAGAUGUCUUCUUCAUUCUGUAUUUGUAUUUUAGAGUUGACUUUUUAUGUGUACAUCCUAUAUGAUUUUUACACAUGGUCUGGAAUUCACUAAAUUAAGAGCUAUUUGUAUGAAA